Messenger RNA from Colletotrichum karsti, 1467 nucleotides. RefSeq lists its product as uncharacterized. Bases 1 to 1467 code for a protein of 488 amino acids. The record is from RefSeq and is a predicted model, not a curated record. NCBI's taxonomy places the organism in Eukaryota, Fungi, Ascomycota, Sordariomycetes, Glomerellales, Glomerellaceae. The transcript is spliced from 3 exons.
AUGGUCGGCCAGAUUACUUACACCGAGGACCAGAUCCUCUUCGUCCUGCGGCUCACCCUCGACAAGGUCAAGGGCGCCGUCAUCCUGACGGAAUACGAGAAGCGCUUCAACAAGACCCUUACGGCCUCGCAGCUUCGGUAUGUCAAGAGCAAGUACGGCCACGACCCCGAGUUCGGGACAGCAUUGAUCAACGGAACACUCCCGAGCAAUGGCGGAAACAGAAAGACCGCACCAUCGACACCCCGACGGAGUACGGUCAUCUCUCGGCCAGUGCAAGAUUUCAACCAACCCGCUAUUCAAACAGCCGCGAAUGCGUAUUCACUCGCGCCCCUCGCGUCAGCGAGCCAUCACCAACUCGACGCCCAUCUUCCGUCACCGUCCACCACAUUCUCCAGACAUCCCCAACAAAACACCCAACAACAGUCACCACCCCAGCCCAGCAACCAUUCACAUCCGGGCCUGACACUGGCACUGCCCGGCAUGCCGGCAGCGGUCACCGAGAUGCCGGCGUGGGACCCGGACAAUCCCUACGGCGUACAGCCCGUCUUACAGCAGUACAACCGCGAGCUGCGAAGCAAACCGACCAAGCGCAGUCAUUCCGACUUUGAAGACGCCGUCAAGGAGGAACAAGGCCCAGAGGACACCGAGACUAUCGAUCCCAAACGCUUGAAGCUCGAAUCGCCCAUGAUCGUGCCCAAGUUCGAAGACCGAGACGACGAAGCGGUCUUCCUCCUGCAAACUGAUACCCCAGACGCGCCCUCGCCGCUCGAAAUCUAUCAGGGGCCCGAGGCCGAUAAGCUCAUCGACGAACUUCUCGACCAGAUCGAUGCGGAGAUGAGGGGGCAGGAACCUACAAUGCCGUCGAUUUCAACGACGCUUACGCAACCAGCACCGCCAACGGUAGCAUUGACAGCUGCAGUGCCUCCCAUGGCUCUAAGACAAGCCACGCCGUAUCUCCAGGCACCGCAGAUGGACUUCUACAGCCCCUACAACUACGACUACGGCCUUGCAAACUACGGAAUGGAGACCGCGAUGUACUUCUCCAACCCGGCUUCGGACGCCUCGAACCCGAGCUUGAUCUUCUCGGAGACGGACACGAACCCCGCCUGGAGCCCGUACUUGGACAACGUCGUCGACAACAGUCACUGGGGAAACACUCCCAACCUCUCGACGUACGCGCUUCCAAACCUAGUUGACCUCGAUACGGUCGUGGACCCGACGUUGGCUUCGUAUAUGGACCCCGCGCUCCUGAGUGGCUUGAGCAGCGGAGGCGAUAUCACGACGGAAUCCCACAAUCAAAUGGGAAACGUUACGGAUUUUGGGAUAACUUCACCAGUAGAGAAUCAGUCAGGAGGUCAAAGCAAUGCCGAAGCCUUCAUGGGCUUCGACUGGGAUCAGAUGCUAAACUUUGACGGCAAUGCCGGUUCAUUCAACGACGAGUUUCAACAGUACCCGCCUCUUGAGUAG